Messenger RNA from Austrofundulus limnaeus, 677 nucleotides. RefSeq names its product lectin, mannose-binding 2. NCBI's taxonomy places the organism in Eukaryota, Metazoa, Chordata, Actinopteri, Cyprinodontiformes, Rivulidae. Gene Ontology annotation, biological process: endoplasmic reticulum to Golgi vesicle-mediated transport. Gene Ontology annotation, molecular function: D-mannose binding. The record is from RefSeq and is a predicted model, not a curated record. Gene Ontology annotation, cellular component: Golgi membrane; endoplasmic reticulum membrane; endoplasmic reticulum-Golgi intermediate compartment.
GACACGUAAACACAGUUUAAAUCUUUUACUCCCUCAUUUUUUUACUUUUAAAAACACGUGAUUUAUAUUUAUUAUUAAUUUCGAUUUUCUAACUGAAAAGUUGCGGCUGAGACGCUCAGAGCUGCGUCACAAAUCGCGGCGAGUUCGUGUUUCCGCUCGGAGGACUAAAGCAGGAGGACUCUCUUCCUGCUCGUUUGUUAUGGGAGUUUCUUGCUGAGCUUGUUUGGACGAAAAUGAGCGGCUUUAAGAGGUUUUUGGGCGCAAACGUCGCCUUCCUGGCGCUGCGGUGGUGUCUGGUUUGUUGCGAUAUAACAGAUGGAAACGCGGAACAUCUGAAGAGAGAACACUCGUUGAUGAAACCUUAUCAAGGUGUUGGCAGUCAGUGGGACUUUGGGGGGAGCACGUUGGUGACCAGCUCUUACGUCCGACUCACUCCGGAUGAGAGGAGCAAGGAGGGGUCCAUCUGGAACACUGUGCCUUGUUACCUGAAGGACUGGGAGAUGCACGUGCAGUUUAAAGUUCACGGGUCGGGGAAGAAGAACCUCAACGGCGACGGCAUCGCUAUCUGGUACACGAGGGACCGGCUGCAUCCAGGCCCUGUGUUUGGAAACCAAGAUCACUUUGUUGGCCUGUCUUUAUUUGUGGAUACCUUCCGCAAUGACCUCCAUGACAUGGAU